AUGGGUUCACCUAUGUCCCCCAUUAUGGCAAAUCUCUACACAGAAGAGGCAGAAACCAAAGCCAUAAACGUAUUCCCAGAAUUUUCACCAACUCACUGGUACAGGUGGACUUGGAUUGGAUUUUACACUGCAACUGGAAUUAAUCCAGAAUGGAUUUUUCAAGUUAUGGUUCCAGAAUUUGCCACUCAUGGCAUUUGCUUUGCUUUUAUUGAGACAAUCUACAAUGUAGGCAUGGAUAUUGAAUUUGGGGGUAUAAAGAAAUGGGCAUUUACAAUAUGGAAUAGAAUCAUUACUAGCACAGCCAAUGUAUUUCUCCUGUUUGGUGAUCUUCGCACUCUUGUGGUUUUUGACUGGUUGCUUUCUAUGGAACAAGACAGUGAGAUAACAAACAAUAUAAAGGGUAAAGUGUGGAUUUUGACUGCCCAGUUAGAGCUUAAAAACUAUGGUAAUGAAGAAGAACUGAAAGUUGCUAAGCAGGUCUACCAUGGUGCUUUAUCCUUGGCUGUCCAUUCCAACAGUGAGAUAACAAACAAUAUAAAGGGUAAAGUGUGGAUUUUGACUGCCCAGUUAGAGCUUAAAAACUAUGGUAAUGAAGAAGAACUGAAAGUUGCUAAGCAGGUCUACCAUGGUGCUUUAUCCUUGGCUGUCCAUUCCAGUGAGCUGCCAGGAUUUCAGGAAUUUAUUCAGGAUAGAAACCCUUCCAAUGCAAAAGAAGAUUAUUUCAUAAGGGACUUUUGGUCUUAUGGUUUUGGCUGCACCUUCCCCAACUGGAUUUUGAACCAUACAAACAGUGGUUUCUGCUCUGGACUAGAGAGACUGGAGAAUGUUCCUGAAAAAUAUUUUGAAAAAACCAUUACUGGACAUAGCUACAGCAUCUAUAAUGCUGUCUUUGCUGUGGCUCACGCUUUGCAUGUCAUGUAUUCAUCCCAAUUCAAACACAAAAGAAUGGUGGAGGAGGAGAGAUGUACAUUUCUGCUUGAAAAGCCAUGGGAGCUCUUCCGUUUUCUGAAACAAGUGUCUUUUAAUAAUACCAUAGGAGACAAAGUUUCUUUUGACCAGUAUGGUAUGUUUCUAACAGCAUUUGAUGUCAUGAACUGGGUUUUGUCUCCAAACAACUCUUUUACUAGAGUAAAAGUUGGAAUGAUCAAGUCUCAACAUCAAGGACAUCAAAAAGUCAUUAUGAAUGAAAAACCCAUUGUAUGGCACUAUUGGUUUAACCAGCUAAAGCUAAACUUCUCUUUUCCAGAUAUGCCUGAUUGUGUUGAGUGCGAAGAUGAACUUUAUCCAAACAAAUAUCAGAAUAUCUGCAUCCCCAAAAUUGUAACCUUUUUAUCCUAUAAAGAACCUAUGGGGAUGGGUUUAGCAACCGCAGCUCUUUUCCUUGCUCUGAUCACUGCUAUUUUGCUAAAGACAUUUGUACUAUAUCGCAAUACUCCCAUUGUCAAAGCCAAUAACCGAGACCUCACUUUCACUCUUCUCAUCUCUCUUCUGCUCUGCUUCCUUUCUACAUUGCUUUUUAUUGGGCAACCUCAGAAAGUGAUAUGUGUCCUGCAGCAAUCAGUUUUUGGCAUUGUCUUUUCAGUGGCUGUUUCUUCAGUAUUGGCCAAAACCAUCACUGUGGUUUUGGCAUUCAUGGCUACCCAACCAGGGACAAAGAGGACUAGAUGGAUGGGGAAAGGGCUGGCCAGUUCCAUUGUUAUUUCUUGUUCUCUUAUUCAAGUAGGCAUUUGUACCGUGUGGCUUUCAACUAGUCCCCCGUUUCCAGAUGCUAAUAUGCACUCAGGGAUGGGUGAAAUUACCCUGCAAUGUAAUGAGGCAUCCCCUAUCAUGUUUUACAGUGUCAUUGGGUACAUGGGUUCUUUAGCCAUUGCCAGCUUCAUAGUAGCUUUUUUUGCCAGGAAUUUACCUGAUACUUUCAAUGAAGCCAAAUUCAUCACUUUCAGCAUGUUAGUGUUCUGCAGUGUAUGGUUAUCAUUUGUUCCAACCUACCUGAGCACCAAAGGAAAAUACAUGGUUGCUGUGGAGAUUUUCUCUAUUUUAGCUUCCAGUGCUGGAUUGCUGAGUUUCAUAUUUUUCCCCAAAUGGUACAUUAUUGUUGUCAGGCCUGAACUGAACAACCGAGAGCAACUUAAAUGGAGAAACCACUGAAGAAGCUAGAAAGCUGUCUCAGCCAGCCACAUCUAUUACAUACAUUUUAUACAACAUGACAUAUAA
This is a messenger RNA of Protobothrops mucrosquamatus (brown spotted pit viper), 2214 nucleotides long. RefSeq names its product vomeronasal type-2 receptor 26-like. Lineage: Eukaryota; Metazoa; Chordata; Lepidosauria; Squamata; Viperidae. The record is from RefSeq and is a predicted model, not a curated record. The transcript has 5 exons. Gene Ontology annotation, molecular function: G protein-coupled receptor activity. Gene Ontology annotation, cellular component: membrane. Gene Ontology annotation, biological process: G protein-coupled receptor signaling pathway. Bases 1 to 2148 code for a protein of 715 amino acids.